Molecule: messenger RNA, 1980 nt
Organism: Penicillium cinerascens
Lineage: Eukaryota; Fungi; Ascomycota; Eurotiomycetes; Eurotiales; Aspergillaceae
Gene: npl4
Product: nuclear protein localization protein 4
Exons: 4
Coding region: 1-1980 (659 amino acids)
Biological process (GO): ubiquitin-dependent protein catabolic process
Cellular component (GO): nucleus
Molecular function (GO): ubiquitin binding; ubiquitin protein ligase binding
Source: RefSeq, a predicted model, not a curated record
AUGGCAUCCCGGCCGAUUCUCCUGCGGUUCGAGAGUCGGAACGGCCAGUUCCGACUCACAGUCAACCCGCAAGACCUCUUUCCCUCCCUUCAAGAAAAGAUCCGGGAACACCUACCGUCAGAUGUCGAGCCGUCAUCCAUUACCCUGUCCAAUCGCCCGAUAGGCACCGGUGGUGAGGAGAGAGAGUUGCAGGCUCUGGAUGGAGUCACGAUCGAGCAAGUUGGUCUUAAGCAUGGGGAUAAGCUCUUCCUUGGGUAUCAAGUGCACCCGACGCAGCAAAAUGGCACCUCCAACGGCUUCACACCCACCACCGUCGAGCGCCGACUGAAUGGAACCGCGGUUCCACAGGAACAAACCGUCCCCAUCCGCCCACAACCCACAUCCCCCUCGGUCAACAUCAAGAAUCCAUGGGACGUAGUGCAGCAGUCGCCGCUAGACAACCUGCUGGACAAGAGGGACGGCAAGAUCAAACGGAAACAGGACCAACGGAUGUGCAAGCACGGCCCUCGAGGUAUGUGUGACUACUGUAUGCCGCUGGAACCCUACGACGCAAAUUAUCUCUCCGAGAAGAAGAUCAAACACCUUUCCUUCCAUUCCUACCUGCGGAAAAUCAAUGCAGCUACCAACAAACCCGAGGCGGGGAGCUCAUAUCUACCACCCCUUCAAGAACCAUUCUACCGAGUGCGGCGUGACUGCCCAUCCGGACACCCCCAGUGGCCAGAGGGCAUCUGCACUAAAUGCCAGCCCAGCGCCAUCAGUUUACAACCUCAGGACUUCCGCAUGGUGGACCAUGUCGAGUUUUCCACGCCCGAUCUCAUCAACUCGCUCCUGGAUUUCUGGCGCAAAUCGGGGGCCCAACGACUGGGAUUCCUUUACGGAACAUACGAAGAAUACAAGGAAGUGCCGCUGGGUGUCAAGGCAGUCGUCCAGGCAAUCUACGAACCUCCGCAGAUGGGUGAGGUAGAUGGCGUCACGCUUCACGAUUGGCAUAACGAGAAGGAAGUAGACGAGGUGGCGUGUCUUUGCGGAUUGCAAAAGGUCGGAGUCAUUUUCACAGAUCUCCUUGACGCAGGUCGUGGGGAUGGCUCCGUAAUAUGCAAACGACACAUCGACUCAUACUACCUGUCAUCUCUUGAGAUUGCUUUUGCUUCGCGUCUCCAGGCCCAGAACCCCAAGGCAACCAAGUGGAGCCGUACGGGGCGCUUCGGCUCCGACUUUGUAACGUGCGUGCUCAGCGGUGAUGAGACCGGGGCCAUUGCCGUGAGCUCGUACCAAGCGACCGUUUCCGCAGUGGAGAUGGUUCGAGCCGAUAUCGUCGAACCAUCGGCAGAUCCCACUGUGAUGCUGGUUCAAUCCGAGGAUGACGACGAUGUAGGCAGCAAGACCCGCUACAUCCCCGAGGUUUUCUUCCGCCGAAUCAACGAGCAUGGUGCCAGUGUCCAGGAGAAUGCCAAACCGAGUUUCCCCGUUGACUUUCUGUUGGUGACCCUCACCCAUGGUUUCCCCACAGAAUCGACGCCCCUUUUCACCAACAGCCGCUUCCCCAUCGAAAACCGUGAAGUCAUCGGCGAAAGCCAGGAGCUGCGCCAUGUGGCCCAACAGCUCAUGUCGCAUGGAGAUCCCGACAAGGCCAUUCAGGGCGUUUCAGACUUCCACCUCCUGAACUUCCUGCAUGGUCUCUCCACGUUUAGCAAGGAUGAAGAAGCCCUGCUCUGCCGAGUCGCUACAACCCACGCCCCCGCCGAUGGAAUGCAGCUGUUGAAUACCCCUGGAUGGGCAACCUUGAUGACAAUUCUUCAGGAGAGUGGUGAGCGCCCCCCUAAGCGCCCCUGGCCCUCUGCGGUUGAGCCGUCUCGUCUCAAUUCCCAACCCGGGAAGCGGCGACUCGAUUCACCCACUGCCCAUCUUCCCCGCUCCAUCUCUCCCAAGUCCGACGGUGAACAACUAGCUAAAAGGUUCAAGGGAACUAGUCUAGAGUGA